GCUACCCUGUUUCCACCUCUAUAGAUGCAGCUGAGAAGGCUCUGCUGGGUCCUUACACGGAGCUGUGCUUCCCACAGAACCCCACAGCAGACGCUGACCAGGCGAUGCUGCCUGGGGACAUGGGGGUCCUGCCAGGACUGGACACUCAGGAAUGUGGCCAAGGGUAGGGAACACAGGGAGCAGACAAGCCCUUGACUGCAGCCCUGAUCAGUCCCACCACACAGAGCUGGCAAAUCUCAGCACAGCCGGGAUCUGGGCCAGUGAUGAGUCCACAGAGCCAUGCUGGCUCUGCCUGUGCUGUUCUCCCAGCAGUUUAAAAAUAGCUGCUAUUAAAUACCAAGGAAGAAAUACAUCCAUGUUUAGUUUGGGAUGAGUAAUAUCUCCCUGCACCUCAGCCUUGAGGAGAGGAAGAGGGAGAGGUUCCUUUGUACCUAACUAAGGAGCCUUGGCUGGGCUCCUUUUUGAAUUUGGCAGCAGUGGUGCAUCAGAGAGAGUCAUCCUUGGCUUAAGAUAGGGCAUGUAAGUGAUCCCUCAUGUUAUGAUAUCAUCGGGACUAAAGCAGGUCAGGGAUAUUUCAAGGCAAGAGACAUUUGUCAAGAAUGAAAAAUCCAAGCUUUGCAUGGGAAAGAGUAGAAUUUUACCAGACUUUGCUGUUUGACUUGGUGCUGAAAAAAACAGGUCUCUAAAAAAUUCCAUAAUGAUGGGACUAGAGACCACUGGACCAUCCCAGGAUUUUUGGCCCUGGAUCAGGAAUCUGGGGUCCCCUUAAACCAAGUAUUUAGGAUUUGUUCUUUUUUUCUUUCCAUUUCUUUCUUGUCUUUCACACAAGAUGGGGGAAAAGGAUCACACACUGCCUGGAUUUGAGACCCUGUAUUUAAUUUCCCAACUGCAUGGGAAAAGAAGUCUCUUACAGGAGCACACAAAUGAUGGAGUUUUCCACAGCAUUGCUGGGUUUCCACAGCAUUGCUGGGAUUUUAUUUUUUUUUUUUAAUCAGAGCACAUGAUGUCACCAGACUAUCUAGCUCAACGCUGUCACAGUUUUGUGUGCCUUUUCCAGCACUAGGAAUGUCUUUUCCCCUGGCUGGCCAGGGGUGAAUCAUGGCCUAUCUUAGAGCCUCACACCACUCCCCAGCCCCUGACUCAAAGGCCUUGUAAUAGCCAUGGCUUCACUGGAAGGGCUUUGCGUGAGGUCCUUCUGGGGAGCCAAUUCCAUCCAGGGAGCUGGGAAUACCACAGCUACCACUGAGGUGGGUGCUGGAUUUGCUCAGAGACAGGAGCUGUAAUGCUUCCUAAAUAAGUCCAGGAGCCAGCUGUCCCAGAUCUCUCAGGGACCAGACACAUCCAAGGCUGUACCUGCGCUGUCUUCUGUCAUUCCCUCGGAGCUAGAGAGGUGUUGGUGCCCCACGAGCCCCAGCAGUGAGCAGGGCAGAUCUUCCAUGGGAGCCUCCUCACCAUCCCACAGGGGACACCCCCGACUUGGGAUGGGGAAAGCUGUGUCAAGGGGUUUGAAGCCACACAACAACACAAGCUAAGCACAGACCACACUUCUCAGGGGCUGGGAUGUCUGAUGUGGAGGGCAAGAGCUUGGCAGUGUCCAGAGAGCUCUGCUGACUGGAGUUGGGUUUAUCCGCAAACACAUGUCAGUCUGGAGCUGGAUAACUGCCCAAAAAGUCAAAGCACCAGUGGCUGCAUCUCUUUCCAGGCACAGCACAGUCACACCUAAGACACUGCUACAGGGCUGAGCAGUGCUCUAGGGGAUGGCUUUUACACCCCUUAGAAAACCACAUUCCCAGGCAGCCAAACCAGCUGGGCUGUGUGCCCCUGGUCACGCUGGCAAUAUCAGUUGAUCUGAAGGAAGCUGCCACCAAGGACGUCACCAAGUCACUGAUUAAAGAGGUCCAAGUGGCUGUUGUCUGCAGUAAUGAGAUUAAACCGAGCGCGGGCAGACUUACACAGCAGAACAAAAUUCUUCCUAGGAAGGAAGACAAAUCAAGGAAUCAUUUUUCCCAAAGGGAAAUAGUUGAAAGCUCGUCUCCUUUAAUAUUCAAAACGAGAAGGCACCAGCUAAUUUAUUGCAGGUGGAGUCUUCUGAGUACUCUGGAUUUAAAAAUCAACAACUUCUAGAUGGAUUUUGGCAAUCAGAAAGAGGGAAUUGUGGCCAAGAAAGAGAGGAGAGGGACAUGCACACAGGUUUUUGUGUGUGUGUGUGUGUGUGUAUUAACACUGUUCCAUUAUCCAGGGCUUCCAGCUGAAGGGCACAUGGGGGUGUUACCUCAGUGCAGAGCAAAGAUGAAACAGGAGCCUGAGGUGACUGCAAAUUACAGAGCAGCCAGGCAGCCUCAAACCCACCUGCAAACCCCUCCUCCCCUAUUCUAUUCUAUUCUAUUCUAUUCUAUUCUAUUCUAUUCUAUUCUAUUCUAUCCUAUCCUAUCCUAUCCUAUUUUAUUCUAGCCUAUUUUAUUCUAGCCUAUUUUAUUCUAUUAUAAUCUAUUCUAUUCAUGGUUAUUUCGACCUCUACACGAGGGGAAUUUUCAAAGCAAGGAGAGGAGGUGAAGGAAAGGGCAGGAAACAGUGGGAUCCUCCAUCCUGCACGCAGGGAGACUCGGGUUGGGUUCAAGGGUUUUCUUGCCAGGGGAGGCUCCAUCCCCUGCUGGCUGCGGCACCGCACGUUCUGCUGCGAGGGGGUGCGGUGCCAUCUAGCGACAGCGGGACCUCCUCACUUCCAUCCCAAUCCCGGGCUCCGCAAGGAUGCUCCGGACACCGCGCCCCAGCCCCAGCGGUGGGGGAGUGCCACCGCCGUGACCCGGGGCUUUGCAGCCAUCAUUCCGCCCUCUGCACCAUGCUGCUCAGCAGAUGGGCUCCGGAGAACACCGCCAGUGAACUGGAAAGGUCUGAAAGGCAAGGGGGAAAAUGCUGAUUUAAGAUAAAAGGCUGUGCUCAUGCCAGAGACGGCUCCGAGUUCAAGGAAGCCGCGGCACUUGCCUCGAUAGAGGCUCGUACAAUCAAAAUAAUCCUUAAAAGCUCAUUUCCCUUCCAGCAGUCGCUUUUCAUGGGCAUGAGAAGCAGGAGCUGGUUGUCAGGACUCCUGUAAGUGGCCAAUCUGUCCAGCCCUCACUGCUUUGUGCCUCUGCAGCUCAGGCAGGAUGGAAACUUGGGGUGUUUAAGCACGAGAUCCAUCUUGUGCCCCGACUCAAACACCUCACAUCACAGAAGGAAGGGGCAGCAGGACGUGCCACCCUGUCACCGUUGAUACACACACAUGACCAGGGUCUAAGAAGAAAAAGUUUUUUAUUCUGCAUGUUCUCCAGCUUAUAUACUCUUCACAAAGCAUGAUCUUAAGUUAUUAACUACAUCACAAUAACUUAUUAUACUCAUUGAUGCAAAGAAAUUAGCAUCAAUAUAAUUGGCAAAAGUUUUACAGAAAUUUAAUAAGGCACAUAUACACAUCUACUUAUGCAUGUAGUCUAGCUUACAAACAUUUUCAUGUAUCUUUUCUAAUCUGUUUCUAUGCUAACAGCAUUGUCUUCUUCCUUGCUAUGGAUACCCUUGAAAAUCAUCAAUUGUUAUUUCUUCUAUUAACUCAGCCUUGCUUGCAGGCCAGCUGUCAAGCCCCUCCAUACCACCCAUCCCCUGUCACCUCUCCCAGCCCCUGUGACCGAUUCGGGGAGCUGGGGUCACAGGCAUUUUUUGGGGAGGCUGCCAUGGGAGCACACAGUGGUUCCCAGGGAUUCUUGGAGGGCAGGGGAGGGAUCAGCCUCUGCUGAUCAGCCCGGCUGAGAUCUGCCAGCAAUCAAAGCAGACAGGCUUGUGCCUCCUAAUUGGCUUUUCCUGCAAGCCCCAGUCUCUGCUCUCACUCAAUCUAACCUGAAGAGCCUUUCCCUUGCUGAGACCCUCCUGCCUUCUUCACUGGGCUUCCAGCAAGAGCCACCCCAUCUCAGCCAAGGGCUCAGGGCUGACCUCUGCUCCAGACCCUGGGGCUGCUGAUCUCUCCCCUCACACACUCAGUGCCUCUCAGGACAGCCCAGUGCCUCUGUGAUUUGUUUUUUCUCAUUUCCUGCCUUCUAAUUAGCUGCUGUCUUUCAGACAGGAGGACAGAACCCUUUCCCCAGGAGCUGUGCAGAGCUGCCAGGUAGUUUGGAUCUCUCAGGGCUGCAGGAGCAGUGCAGGGGCACUCAUGGGGACACACAUGGAAGUCACAGCCCGAGCAGAGCAGGUCCUUCACCCAGGGAUGGAGAGGGACAGCAGGAGUGUGAACAUGUGCCGCCAGCCAUGUGUGCAGGCAGAGCACACAGAUGCUGCAGAUGAGAACAGAACUGCACACAAAUACACACACACACCCUGUGUGCUCCUGCCAGGCACAGGCAGGCCAUGGCACACAAACACCCGCUGCCAGCUGCUGACUGAGCUGAUUUGCUCUGCCCUUUGCCUCCUGCAUUUAUGUCCCUCCAUGCACAUGGAAUAAAUAAGAUAUCCCAGCUCCCAGUGUGCUGCUGUGUUUGCAGACACCACUGCCACCCACUUGGUGCUACCUGAGCAGGUGUGUGCUUCCUGACAGCUCCUGCCACCCCCAGCCCUCUGCCCCAGCACCUGGCUGCCCAUCAAGGACCUGCUAUCACCCUCCUGGCAGCUCUUUUUCUGACCCUCAUUCAUGGAAGGAAGCAACAAAGAACCCAGAAGCCACAUCAGAAGGAGGGGUGAUGCUCUCCAGAGGCACUGGGCUGAGCACAGACAGCAGGGCAAUAGCAGCUCAUGGCCCUGCAGGAUGGUUAAAGAAACUGGGCCAUGGUAGAGAGGAGCUGGGCCCUUUCCAGUGAAAACAGAUGUUCAUCUGCAGCUGGACAAGUUGUGACGGGAGGUGAUGCCACGUGAUGUUGGCAAGGAAACCACACCUCAUGUUGAGCUGCAGCCUGGGGGCUGUGUGGUGUCCUCUCCUGAUACCUGCAGACCCACAGAGAAAAGAGAGGGGCAGCAGCCCCUCCAAACUCCCCUGGAAAAGUCCACCAGAACUACACAGGAGAAGUGCAUGAAAAAACUUAAACCUCUCAGUGCUUAAAGUAGGCUGAUAAAAUGAGGGAAAGGAACCUUUUACAGAGGGACAUAGUGAGAGGACAAGGGGGAAUUAUUUAAAACUAAAAGAGAAGAGGUUUAGAUUAGAUGUUAGUGAAAAAAGCCUUUACUCAGAGGGCAGUGAGGCAUUGAAAUAGGUGGACCAGAGAAGUUGUAGAUGCCCCAUCCCUGAAAAUACUCAUGGCCACAUUGGAUGGGGCCUUGAGCAACGUGGUCUAGUGGAAGGUGUCUCUGUCCAUGGCAGGGGGUUGGGAACUGGAUGAUUUUUUAAUGUCCCUUCCAACCCAAACCACUCUGGGAUUCUGUGAAACUGCAAAACCAGCAUCAGUUGCUUGGCCCUUUGCCACAAAGAGCAUGGAGUGUUUUAUCUCAGGUGAUGGGGACUUGUGGUACUGGCACAGCCAACCCGUAUCUUCCAUUGGCACGGGGUGGUGUUCUCAAACAUACACUCUCUAAAGGUGUCAGAAAAGCAAACCAAAGAGACAACAGCUGGGCCUGGUUCAAUAUUACUGGGUACAUCAGUCAAAUUGUAUCCCAGCCUGCUGAAGCUGGACUCUGAAAACCACCCCCAGAGCCUUUGGUUAUGUUUGUAUUUGUGAAUCAGCUUGGCCAGGCAGGAUCACCAGCCCUGGCACACAGUUUUACUCACCAUUAGCAUGCCAGAAUAGUACCCUUUGCCCAGAUGAACUUUGAGGGCAUCAAGAGUCCUCCAGGUCUGAGUGCUUUAUUAUUAUCCCUCUCCAAACACUUCCCAGAGCAGCCACCUGUGACCCCACAUUGCUGCAAUGAUAGGAGCAAUUCCCAGCUUACCAUAAAGCAGGUAGAGGGGCUGUCCUUCUUCAGUCACUUUCCCAAAGAAAUUUUCUUCAUUCUUGCCUCUAAAAUACUGGAACUGAUGAGGAAAUAGGGAACCAGAAAAUGUAGGUAAUACCUCUCACCUUCCCAGCAUUUCUCUUAAAUUUUUGGCCGUGGCCAGAGGUGACAGGGGGGCCUGGCUGUGAGGAUCACAGCCUGAGGACAUGACAGUGAGUCAGGGAAAUGCCUCUUCCCCAUUGCACCACUGCCUGGCUGCAUCCCCAUCCUGUACCAGGUUACACCAGGGGUAUUUUGAAUGAAUAAAUUCUGAAAAUAAGCCAGGGCCCCAGCCUUUCCCAACCCCUGCUCAGAAUUGCUGGGACUCAUGAUUGACUCAGCCUGGUGGAAGAGCAAUUUCACUGUUCCCUAAAAAUAGACCAAGUAGUUCAUCCUCUCAACAUAGCCCAGCACCCUGAGAUAAAACCAGCUGCCAGAGACCACUGGGAGGCAGUGAACAGGACUGAGGGUGUGGAGCAGGACUCCUUUUGGGAUACACAGAGGGCUGCCUGGCCCUGGGUUUCACACAGAUUUUCCACUGGGGCUGUCUGAGACUCGACUCAGCUGUUGGGACUACAGAGACCUCCCUAUGAUCGGGGACGGUCAUUUUUAGACCCAUCAGGCAACACCAGCCACACACUUCAACCAGGACGAGGGAGGUGCUCUGCGCCCUCCGUGAAGGAGCUGUCGGCUCUGUAUCUCUCGCAGACAGCUGCUGCUGCCGCCGCCAGCCCCGCACAGCCGAGUACUGUGAAGGACAACUCCAUUCACUCUCCCUACAGACAGAAAAAAAGCAAGAUGUCAGAGGCUCAGAAAUCAUCUAAAGUUGCCAUCCAGAAAAUGGAAGAUGACUUGCCUCCCCCUCCAGCUGUUGGCUCAGUCCAGGUCGUCCCUCCAGGGGGCCAGGAUCUCAAUGCACUCCCUGUGCCUCCUCCAAAGCAAGCCUUCUCCAAGUUCUACCAGCAGCGCCAGGUGAACGAGCUGAAGAGACUCUACAGGCACAUGCACCCCGAGCUCAGGAAGAACCUGGAAGAAGCUGUGACUGAGGACCUGGCAGAAAUGCUCAACACUGAGGAUCCCAAUGCACAGGCCUCUGUGAACCUGGAUAAAGUUCUCCCGGGAGAGGUUCAGUCCAUGCGCUGGAUUUUUGAGAACUGGGCGCUUGACUCCAUUGGGGACCAUCAAGCCACGAAGAAGCUGACAGAAGAAGAGAUCAUUCCCAGUGGGGAUGUGAAAAGCACUUCCCUGAGGUUUGAAAGCCAGUCCAUAAAUGGAUACAACCUGUCAACAUCAGCCAAGGUGUCAGAAACAGACCUUGCCAAAGGGGAUGUUCGCACUGCCCGGUGGCUCUUUGAAACCCAACCACUGGACACAUUAAAUAAACUGUAUUCGGAUGAAACUGAGGUGCAGGAGGCAGUUCUCAAGGAGCCUGUGCAGGGAGGUGAUGUGAAAGGGGCCAAACAGCUCUUUGAAGCACAGUCCUUGGAUGCCAUAGGACGCUGCUCCUCAGUGGAGGAGAAGAGCAUCCUACAACUCAAGUCAGAAAUCCAGGAGCUUAAAGGCGAUGUUAAGAAGACUGUCAGGCUCUUCCAAACAGAGCCUCUCUGUGCCAUCAGAGACAAAAGUGGGACUAUCCAUGAAAUCAAGUCUGUCUGCCGAGAAGAAAUUCAGACCAAUGCGGUCAGGACGGCCCGCUGGCUCUUUGAGACCCAGCCCCUGGAUACCAUCAACAGGGACACUUCCAAAGUGCAGAUAAUCCGUGGGAUUUCACUGGAAGAAAUUGGAAGGCCAGAUGUCAGUGGCGCAAGGUGGAUAUUUGAAACUCAGCCUCUGGAUGCCAUCAGAGAAAUCACAGUUGAAGAACAGGACUUCCAGGCUUCAACAGAUUUUGUCACAGGGGCAGAUGUCACUAAACAACGAUUGCUCUUUGAGACCCAGACUCUUGACUCCCUGAAAGGAGAAGCUUCAGGAAGUGCUGUAGCCAAAGAACAAGUCAUUGGAGGUGAUGUGAAAUCUACACUCUGGCUCUUCGAAACGCAGCCAAUGGAAACCCUGAAAGACAAUUUUGAGGUGGGACGUUUGAAGAAAGUAGAGCUUUCAGCAGAGGAGAAGGGAGAUGUGAAGCAAAGAAAACAUGUCUUUGAGACCUGUCCCCUUGGCAGUAUCUCCAAGGCAUUUGAGGAAGAAAUUCCAGCCACCAGCAUGGAGGAGGUAGUGAAAGGGGAUGUGAAAUCUUUCAAGACCCUGUUCGAGACUCUCCCCUUAGACAGCAUUAAGCAGGCUGAUGCAGAGCCCGCCGCCAAAGAAGAGGAGGAGAAGAUUCCAGCUGGCAACGUCAAAGCCAACCAAAUCCUGUUUGAGACAACACCCCUGUAUGCCAUCAAGGAUAGCUUUGGCAAUUUCCAUGAAGUCACCUCUGUGAGCAGAGAGCAGAUCAUCAGCGGCGACGUCAAGAACUACAAGUGGAUGUUUGAAACCAGGCCCCUGGACCAGUUUGAUGAAAGCAUCAAGAAAGUGGAUAUAAUACGGGGGAUCACAAAGCAAGAGGUGGUGGCUGGUGAUGUCAGGACAGCCAAGUGGCUCUUUGAAACUCAGCCCAUGGAUGUCAUUCAUCUCCAAGCCACAGAAGGGGAGAAGCAUCCCUCGGUGAAGCGGGAGAUCUCCCAGAAGGGGGAUGUGAAGACCUGCCGGUGGCUGUUUGAGACCCAGCCCAUGCACACCCUGUACGAGAAGGCUGAGAAGAAGCAGGAGGAGGAUGGCAGCAUGCCCCAAGCCGAUGUGAAGUCCUACACAUGGAUGUUUGAGACUCAGCCCCUGGACUCCCUGAAAGGCCAGGAGGAGCAGUAUUUGCAAGUCAGUAAGGCCUACAGUCAGGAGGAAUUGCAGGGAGUGGACGUCAAAACUGUCCGGCACCUGUUUGAGACUGAACCCUUGGGCAGCAGCACUGUCAGUGAAGCUGACAGGAAAAAAACCAUGCGGUACUCCAGCCGUGUGGAGUUCCAGUCUGGGGAAGUGUCCAGAGUGAAAGAGUUCUUUGAAGCCAAGCCCUUGGACACAGCCACCAAGCCAAAAUCCCAGAAGGAUGCUGGAACAAUUGAAGCUGGGUCUGUGCACAAGUUCACGUGGCUCUUUGAGAACUACCCCAUGGACACCCUGAAGGACAACUCUGAGGGCAUCCAGGAAAUACCUCCUGAAAAGGAUGCCAAGGGGGGAGAUGUUGGAGGAAAAAGGUUCGUAUUUGAGACCUAUUCCCUUGACCAAAUCCAUGAUAAAGUGGAUGAGACAGAACUCCAGAAGAUCCAGAAAGACACCAUGAGCAAAGCUAACGUCAAGUCCUGCACAAUGCUCUUUGAAAGCCAACCUUUAUAUGCUAUCCAGGACAAAGAGGGGGGAUACCAUGAGGUCACUUCAGUGCAGAAAGAAGAAAUCAUGAAAGGUGAUAUGAAAGGUGCCCGGUGGUUGUUUGAAACUAAGCCCCUGGAUCAGAUCAAGAAGGAAGAAGAGGUGUUUGUGAUUAGGGCUGUCACCCAAGAGGACAUCAAGAAAGGAGAUGUCCAGACUGCGCGGUGGAAGUUUGAGACAGAGCCUCUUGACUCCUUCUCAGGGGGAAAGUUGUCUGUGCCCAGAACAGUGGAUGAUGUGCAGAAAGGAGAUGUUCAAUCCAACAAGCAGCUCUUUGAGUCCCAGCAAGUGGGCCAGAAGAAGUACGUGAGGAUGGUCAGUGUCAGUGACGUGCAGCGUGGUGACGUGAGGACAUCCACCUGGCUCUUUGAGAACCAUCCUGUGGACUCCCUGUAUGGGGACGCAGAGAGAAGCUCAUCCAUGAGCACAGUGCAGAGAGAGGACAGCCAGAAAGGGGAUGUAAAACGCUGCACCUGGUUGUUUGAAACCCAGCCCAUGGACACCCUUAAGGACACAGAGGUGACAGCCAGCGCUGGGGCCCAAGAAGAGAUCCCUCGUGCAGAUGUGAAAAGCACAACGUGGCUCUUUGAGAGCACGCCCCUAGAUAAAUUUGGUGCUUCUGAAGGUAGCAUAGAAAUAGAACUGAAAGAAAGAACCAUGAAGGAGACUUUAGAGACUCUCUGCACUUGCCAGGCUAUCCAGCAUGAUGGGAUCCUCAUUGAAGCUAAUGAUAUGGAGAGUGUGAAGAUGGUGAAGUACCAGCUCAGCAGCCCAGGAGCUCCAGAGAUCCUGAAAGAGGAGAUUGUGGGAGGCCAUUUGCAAAGGAUUAUGCUGCAGCUCCUGCACAGGACCAAUGUGGAAGCACAGAGCGUGCUGGUGGAGGAAGACAGAGAGGGCAAGAUCAAAGUAAGCCCAUUGCAGCUGCUGGACCAGAGCGAAGCUGUUAAAGGCAAAGAGGACUUGAGUGGAGAUGUAGCCAAGGCCUUACAGGGUCUCCUCAGUCAAGAUGCUUCCAUCAAAAAGGGGAUGGUCCUACAAGAGACGAAGUCGGGAUCACUGAAGAUGACUCUCUACUCCCUCCUGUUCCAUUCUGCCCAGCAGAAAGUCGUCAAGGGGGAUGUGAAGUCAACGAUUGGGAACUUGUUGGCUUCUUCUCAGGAGCAGAAAGCAGCAGCCACCAUCAAGCGGGAGGACAACGAGAAGGGAAAUGUCCAACUUUUUGCGAGCUGCAUUGAGAAAGGAGACCUCAGCUAUCUGAAGAAUCUCCAGCAGGAGUCAGAGAUACAAUCCCUCAUCUCUUCCCAGGCAGAGGAGGAGGGGGCAGAUGAGAGUGGCCCCCGGGCUGUGCAGGGGGCUAACAUACAUGUCUUGACAAAUAAAGAACAAAUGGAGAAAGUAAUUGCAGGAGGUGAGCCAGGGGCUGUGGAGGGAGCAAAAAAGGGAUUUGCAUGUGAAAGCGUGGGCAGAGAGGGUGUGUUAGAGAGAGGGGCUGUGCAUGCAACAGGUGUGACAGGCACCACUGUGCAAUGUCUUGGGAAGCCCCUGCCCACAGUGAUGGGAAAGGAAGAAGUUCUAUCCGGAGGGCUUAAGGUGACUACAAAGUCAAUCCAAAGGGUUGCAGAUGCCAGCAAGAAGGCAGAGAAAGAAGAAGCCACCACUGCCCAUUUGAAGGAACCAAAAUCUAUGAUACAAGGCACAUUUCCAACACAAAUGACAGCUCAGAGGGCAGAAGUGGAUGGGAAACAGCCGAGUGUGGUGCCUGGCGAAACCAGCCAGACUCAGACAGAAGAAAAGGCUCUGGGGACUGAUCUCCAGGCUGCAAUGCAAAGCUUGAGGCGGGCAACAGCAGAAGCAAAAAACAUUCAGCACCACGUUCAGAGCAAGUUCCAGAGGAACAGGGAGGAGGUCCACACAGCCUGCAGGCAGCAGACAGUCAGCUCACAGGGGACCAUGACCCUUCAAUCGACAGUACACCAACAGGACUCCUCAUCCACCAAGCAGGAGAGCAGCAGCACUGCCACCAGGACCACCACCACUAGAGUCCAGGAGGCAUCCAAGACCCACACAAGUGUGUCUCAGAAGAGCAUAGCAUCACACAAAAAGGUCAGUGCUUCUGAGGAAGUACAGGGACGACAACUAUUGAGCCAGGAAAUCCAAGUUGUGCCCAGUAGAGAUUUUAGCAUUAAGGAUGGCCUUUAUUCUGCCACACCCGUGAAAACCUAUGUAAACCCUUGUGUUGAGUCUGAUUACAAAGAGCAAUCAGAGCAAGAAGAAAGAGAUGUUGGUUUCAGAGGGGAUGUGCAGACAGCUAUCAGAGCACUGCAAAGUGCCGCCACAGAACAGCGCCUGGUAGAAAAGGAGGACGUUGUCCGAGGUAAUUUAAAAGCCACACUUCAGUCGCUGGAAAAGUCUAAUGUUAAUGUCUCCAGAGGGGAUUUUAAAGCUGCUAUGAUAUACAGAAACGCAGGGCAGUCCUAUUCUGUGUGUAAAAAGAAAAAUGAGACUCAACUCGCUAGUAAGGAGACUGCUGUAGUGGCUUCAGGGUCACAGGCUGAUAAUGACUUUCCUCCUCCUCCCUCAGUUGCUGUGAUGAAAGCAGAGCAUUGCCCACCCUCAACUAAAGCAGCAAGAGAAGGUGCCCUUCCAUUACCAACCAGCAAAGAUGAAGCCCCAGGAUGUUCUGCACUACUCAAGACCCCUACUCCUGCUCUCCCUUCUCUGUCCUGUAAACCCAGUGACCAGAGUCCUGCAGAGAAGCCCAGGAUUCCUCCAAAACCAGAAACUACUGCCUCACCCAGGAAAAAACCUGUUCCCCCUCCCAAGCCUGAGCACCUCUUACAUGAGGCAUAUUCUGCCUCUGCAAAUUACAGCACAAGCAAAUCAACAAAACCAAUCCCUCCACCCCUGCCUCCAAAACCUUCAGGCUUGAGGGAGAUCAACAAGCCAAGGCCUUCCCCCACAGAGCUGGGAUUAAGCUGCACGGAAGUUCAUGAACAGUCAGGCUAUGAGGAGGUUCAAGCAAAAUGCUGCAAUUCAGAGACAUCUGUGAAGAAGUCUGUCACAGUUCAGGGUAUAAACCCUGAGAGAAAGCUGCCAAAAUACGCUGCCAAAACCCCUCUCCAAAUAGCAGAAGAAAGGUACAAGGCCAGCAAAGGAGAACAAGGAAAGGUAGAACCAGACAGUGCUCAGACCUCAAAGCCAAUGAAAAAUGGAGUGGUUGGUUUUGAAGCUAAGCAGGGAAUGAUGAGUGAUAAAGCAGCUGCUCCAAGGAGAUGCCCAGGCGAGGUGGCUCAAAGGCAGGUAGAGCUGUGCCGAGAGGAGAAGGGGUGCUCUUCACUGUCACCUCCAGCCUGUCCUGGCAGAGCACAGGCACAGGAUGUGCCAGGACAAACUGAGCCAAGCACCUCCCCUGUGGGUCACAACAGCCCUCCAAAAAGAGGAGAUGGCACUGCACAAAAUGCCUCAUCCAAGGUGGAAAGGGAAAGUGUAUCUAAUUCUUAUGGAUUGUGGGAUAGUCAGAGAGUUGUGCAGCAGGUGCAUGAGAGGAGGCAAACAUCUCAUUCAAUGUCCUUCCAUCAGCAGUCAACGAACUCCUUCGAGGAGCACCAGGAGGGAAACAGCAGGCAACUGAAAUGUCCUGAUAGGGAGGCAGAGCCACCUGCCCAGGAGAAGCCAGUGGUUGUUAUGAGAGAAAAAAAAAAGAGAGAAACGGAAGAUGAGCGUCGGAAGAGGCUGUCAGUACAUAAGGAGGAGAUCAUGAAAGGCAAUGUCAAGGAGGCAAUGGAGAUCUUUGAGAACCUCAGGAGACAGGAGCAGCUGCAAGAGAUCUUGACCCGAGUGAGGGAGUUUGAGGAGGAGACAAGCAAAGUGGAUGUGAAAGCUCUCAAGAGCUUCUUUGAGAAGGUCCCCGAGUGGGUUGUGCACCAGAAGGCCAAGCAACAGGACAAAGCUGAGGCAAAGGAGGAUGCUGACAGUGUCUCCUCAGUGGAUCUGGUUUUUGAGGACCUGGAGCGAGCAAGUGCUGAGAUUCUGCACCUGAAGGAGCAGACACUUGCCCGCAUCCAGGACAUCGAGGAGGCCAUCAAGAAAGCUAUUUAUUCCGUUUCUAAUCUCAAGUCUGAGUCAGACAUUGCUGGGCUCUCAGGGCUGUUCAAGGAGUCUCUGGGGAGCACCCAAAGCUCUGUGAGCAGUAGCAAUAUCCGUAAGAUCAGCAUUGUUUCAAGCAAAGCCAGGCAAGAGGAAGUCAUGCUGGAGACAGGGGAAGCAGCAUCUGUGGAAAGUGCAAAGGUGGCAGAAAAGACGGAGGCAGCCAAGGCAGAGCUAGAGGUCCCCCGCCUUGUUCAGUCCCGUGUCAGCUCUCCCUCCUCACCUUCCUACAUCUCCAUUGAGUCUGCUGCCAGGAAACCAGCAGAAUCACCCAGGACAGCACAUUCCCCCCAGGAUGGCCCUUCACCAGACUGUCUUGACUCUCCAGGAAAGAGGGAGGCUUUUGCUCAGAACAGCUUUAGCUCCUAUAACCACCCCUCAGCAGGGUCUGCUGGGCACGACACGAAACCCUCAGAGAAGAGAUCAGACCCUGUCCAAACAAAAGCUGGGCUGAGCUCCAUGAAACAGCACACGCUUGGCAAUGCCAACCAUCCAACCAGUGACAAAGAGAAGUGUUCUCUGGACACCUCCAAAGACAGCUGCCAUUGUGGGAUGAAAGGCAGCUUUUCGGAAUACCGCUCCCUGAACGUCCCCAGCCCACAAAAUCCACGGAGGCAGAAAAGCAUCUUGGAGCUGCAGACAGGGCCUGACGGGUCCAAGCUCUACGGAGCCACCCGGACUGUCAUGGAGCAGUAUGAGGAAAUGGACCAGUUUGGAAACAAAAUCAUCACUUCAUCCACCACAGUCACCAAGCAAUCUGAGACACAAACGUCUUCCACACGCGACGUGGGUUCUCAUCCCCAGUAUGAGGUAUCUGCCUCACCUGUGUUUCAGAGGUACUUGAAGAGCCCAAGUGAAGGCUUCCACACCAAUGGGAGUUUUCAGGAGCCAGGAGUGGUCUUUGUCACCUUUGGCAACUCCAAGCCAAAGAAAUAGGAGAUUCUGCAGAGCAAGAGAGGACUGUAUAAAACAAAAGAGAAAGGCCACGAUAAACAUUUCUCCUGUUUGAUCCACAUUACAUACAGGGAUUUACCUACACCCUAAGGACUUCUCAGGGUCAUCGUCUUGGUGUUUGCACACAGACAGGACAAGUGCAGCCUGCCUUGACACUGGAGAACAGCCCUCACCUGGCCAACCCAACAGACUUGGUGCUGCACCACAACCCAAAGUCCUGGCACUGUUAGAAGCACAAGGGAAAAAUCCAUCCAUGGGCACCUUAGGGUACUUCCCCCUACAAUGUUUGGUGGGAGUGGUUGGAGGUGUUGGAUCAGGCUUCUCUGAACUACUGCAGAAGGAAGGAUCAAUUAAAGAACCAGUCAAUCUGGUCACUGGCAAACAAACACCUUCAUGGCACCUUCUUUUUCUAAGAAUGGCAUCCUACACACACACACACACACACACAUAUAUAUAUAUAUAUACACAAGCUCAUAUUGAAGGGUGGGUUGGAUAGGUUUUCUCUUAGCCAGUAAGAAAAGAAAAGGAGAAAAAGAAAAUCUUGAGUUGUUGUCACUCUUGGACUUGGGGGAGUUAUUUAUCAGUUUGUUUUUCAGUUCCUGGAAAGUGUUCGAUGAUACUGGAAAUUGUAAAGCUAAGACCUACAGCUACUAUCAAUGCCAUUCCCCCAAAGAAAGAUGCUAUGAAAGGUCCUUGAGUCAGAAUGGUUACUGCUUUCUUUUCUUUAUUUCUAGAAUUGUAAUUUAUUAUUCAGUAUACACAAAUCCCUUAGUUUAGAUUUUCCAUGCUUUCUUACAUGUUUACUGUUUAAAUUCAUUUUGAGACUUUGUAAAGCAAUUUUUCUUAUUAUGACUUUGUUUUGUACAUUCUCAGCUCAAGAUUUUAGAUCUUUUGUGGUUUUGUUGGGUUUUUUUAUUUAACUUCUAUUGCUGCGUUCUGACGGUAAACUUUACUUCUAAAAAUACUUUGGUCUGGUUGA
This is a messenger RNA of Motacilla alba alba, 15400 nucleotides long. RefSeq names its product xin actin binding repeat containing 1 (gene XIRP1). The transcript has 4 exons. Gene Ontology annotation, biological process: actin filament organization; actin cytoskeleton organization. The record is from RefSeq and is a predicted model, not a curated record. Lineage: Eukaryota; Metazoa; Chordata; Aves; Passeriformes; Motacillidae. Gene Ontology annotation, molecular function: actin filament binding. Gene Ontology annotation, cellular component: focal adhesion; stress fiber. Bases 6718 to 14403 code for a protein of 2561 amino acids.